Molecule: messenger RNA, 378 nt
Organism: Lodderomyces beijingensis
Lineage: Eukaryota; Fungi; Ascomycota; Pichiomycetes; Serinales; Debaryomycetaceae
Source: the annotation of a GenBank genome assembly
AUGUUAUUUUUUAGCUUUUUCAAGACGCUAGUCGACCAAGAGGUGGUAGUGGAGUUGAAAAACGACUUGGAAAUCAGAGGCACUUUAAAGUCGGUAGACCAAUAUUUGAAUUUGAAGCUCGACAACAUAACAUGCAAUAAUGGUGAUAAAUAUCCAUAUUUACAAGCUACCAAGAACCUAUUCAUAAGAGGAUCGACGGUUCGAUACGUUCACAUGAAUCCGAAUUUGGUGGAUUGCACCUUGCUUCAGGAUGCAUCGAGGAGAGGUACGUCGUUUCAAAAUCAGCAUUGUUCCAAUUUGAUCAAACAAAAAAAAAAACCAAUGAUACUAACCACAGUUUCUUUUUUAACAGAGGCCAUGGUGCAAGCUUCAAAAUAG